This is a messenger RNA of Portunus trituberculatus (swimming crab), 2114 nucleotides long. RefSeq names its product beta-galactoside alpha-2,6-sialyltransferase 2-like. The transcript has 8 exons. Gene Ontology annotation, molecular function: sialyltransferase activity. Lineage: Eukaryota; Metazoa; Arthropoda; Malacostraca; Decapoda; Portunidae. Bases 138 to 1421 code for a protein of 427 amino acids. The record is from RefSeq and is a predicted model, not a curated record.
AGAAAAUAACAAGGUGUCGCUCGUCACUUGUCAGGCAACACACGGCGCUGCCAGACGCCCAGGUGGAGUUGUGGGGUGAGGUGAAAAAUGCAUCCACUGACUCGAACCUGCAGCUUCCCUCCCCAUUGGCAGCCAGGAUGCGGAUGCUGGGCCUGAGUGUGUGGCUCUUCCUCAACCUGGUGUUCCUGGGCAUGGGCUCCUACCUUUACCUACUGUGGGUUCAGUACUGGCGGUACGCUCGAGCCUCCCAAAUGUCCCGCUCCCAGGACGCCUCUUGGGUCGAGGGGGAAGAUGACCCGGAGCCAAGGCCAGGCAAGCCAAGAUUCCACUCCAACCUCGUGCCGCCUAACCUCCCGCCUCUGUCUCGCCCAUCGCCGCCGCCGCCGCCCACAACCACGCCCACCCCACCCACAGUUCCGCCCACCACUCGCGAGCAGCUACUUCAGGAGAUACAGCGUCACAAGAUCGACAUAUUUGUACGCUUACGAAGACUGCAGAAAGAGAGAGGCAGUAUAUUGGUGAAGCAUGAGAAUCGCUACGAGGUGCUGUACAAGGGGCGGCGGCGGAGAGGACCGGGCCCCAUCACUGGUCACGAGUUGCUGUGUGCCUUGCGGGAGGCUGGGGUGCGGACUCUGCGAGAUGGAGACGAUCCCUUCACCUCCCAGGGCGUUUCCAAACAUUUUCCCAGCACUGGGCUUCUGGAGGGGAGGCAUUUCAACACCUGCGUCGUGGUGUCCAGCGCGGGAAGCAAUAAGGGGUCUCACCUCGGAAAUUUCAUAGACUCUCACGAUGCAGUUGUUCGCUUUAACGACGCCCCGACAGUGGGGUUCGAGGGGGACGUAGGCACGAGAACCACGCUCCGGAUCGUCAACUCUCGGAUACUGGUGAAGCCUGAGUUUAAAUUCUGGGACUCGCCACUGUAUAAGGACGUGGCUGUGUUAGCAUGGGAUCCCUGCCACUACUCCUGUGACCUGAACGAGUGGUAUAAAGCUCCUGACUUCGACUUCUUCCCUGAGUACUUCCGCCGCCGCCUGAUGCUGCCGUACGAGGACCUCCACAUGUUGCAUCCUGCCUCCAUGUGGAAUAUCUGGGACGUGCUCCAGCGCUACACUCCAGACUCCCGCCUUUUGCCCAACCCUCCCUCCACAGGCUUCCUCGGAAUAAUGCUGAUGUUGGCACACUGCGAGAGCGUUGACGUGGUGGAGUUUGUACCUUCUUUAAGGAUGACGGACCGAUGCCACUACUGGCUACCGUACAAUGACACAACCUGUACCUUCGGCGGCUGGCACCCCACCGACACCGAGAAGCUGACAACCCUCACGCUUAACUCUGCCGGAGACUACGAUACCUAUGCCCGAGGUUUUGUGAGGAUACCUGGCUUUAAAACUAUUAAUUGUCCGACACGGAGUCCCGCCAGGUAGUGAAGCCAUUCCAGCACAGGCAUAAUUAAAACUCUCAUAUUACUUGUACAUUCGCAUCAGCUCUCAUCCUCUUUGUUGGCUCCAGUGUUAUUUGAGUUUACGCUCUGACAAUCAGUACUGUAUGCCGAGGAGCGCCCAGCAAGGAACCCCAACUCAUUUGACUGAAUGACGCCGCCUUUACGGGCUGAGUUUAUCUGAGACUAACACCAUGAUGUCGCAGCUUGAUGUAAAAAAAAAAAAAAACUGCUCACCCCCAUUAAGUGGAUACAGUGAUCGUAAUUAAUGCCUUCCACAAUGUGUGUCUCACUGGUGCGUAAUGUGGUAUUACCUUAAGUUAUCAUUUUUUUUUCUGCAUUAUUUCUUUCCAAGUGGCUGUGAGCUAGUAAGAAUACUCGACGCUGAUGCCAAGAAACACUCAGGAGCGUUUCGACACUGCAAUGUCGUAUGCUGUUUACGAACUGCCAAUGGUUUAUCCACUUUAUUUAAGACUGACAGACAAUUGUGAAUUUUUUAACUCCGUUGGUAAAGUUUCUUGAUAACCAUGUUAUAAAUAAAGCAGCAUGAAUAUAUUACAGCUAAAAUAAUGUUAAACAACUAAUUACGUACAGUAUUCUCACUGUUACAAUUAGAUGUUAUAACCUUCAAAGGUUAAAUACUAGUCUUGAUUCAAUAAAUGAGCAUUUAAUUAAUAAA